This is a messenger RNA of Brachypodium distachyon (stiff brome), 1074 nucleotides long. RefSeq lists its product as uncharacterized. Lineage: Eukaryota; Viridiplantae; Streptophyta; Magnoliopsida; Poales; Poaceae. The coding region runs from base 77 to 796 and encodes 239 amino acids. The transcript has 4 exons. The record is from RefSeq and is a predicted model, not a curated record.
UUUUUUCGAUCCUCCUUCCCAGACUCGAUUUUCGGAAUCCUCUUCUCUCCAGAGCAUUCAAUCGUCUGCGGCGACCAUGCGGGUAGCCUCCAGGGUCGUCGUCCUCGUCCGAGACGCCUCGGGCUACGGCGCCGCCCUCGCUGACGCACUCCUACCGCCGCCGGGGCUCACGAGGGAUUCCUCACCCUUGGAGCUCCCCCUCGACAAGUAUGGCCUCAAAGGUGAGAAGGCCUCCGGCGAGCUCGUAAGCUUCUCCGACUCCAAUUGCUCUCCUCAGGUAUCCUUUUUUGUUCUCCCGGACUAUAAGCCUCCAGUUGCUGCUUGCGCUAUGAAUGAGAUUUUAGCAUUGAUUUCUUCCGAAGCUUCCCCAGUUCAGCCGAUUAUAAUAGUCCCAUUCAUCACAAGAUCGUCAAGCUCCUAUGGAAUGGUCCGUACAACAAAAACGGGACAGCUAUCUACACUUUAUGGUUCUGAAAUAGGGGCAACAAAUGAAUUUACUCACAUGUUGGUUGAUGGAACCACAAAACCUCCUCCAUCUUUACAAAUACGCAGUGAGCCAAUACUAUGUUUGCUGGAAAUGGUGUGUGUGUUGAAGAUACCCAUAGUUCUUCUUGUGGCAUCAGGUGGGCAGCACCAAGGCAAAAGCUCAUCGGAUACUGACCUUGAGGUGCUGCAAUGCUUAGGAGAUCACUUGGGCAGGCACAUCAACUUGGAGUUCUCCAAACAAGCUGUUCUUGAGAGGGGGGUCGAGAAAUUGCCAACCGUCGAGGAACCAUGGCGUGAGCUUUACCGGUGACAAUUACAAAAGAGGAAAAGAACCUCACCGUUGUCCGAAAUAUUCUGAUGCUGCCUUUAGCUUUAUAUAAUCCCUCACAUGUUAGAUUCGGAUGUAUCUACAUCACCAUACCUGUCUAUCAACAAUAUUCUGGGUGUGCUAAGAAUUGUAAUGUCGCUCGUUGCUUUGUAACUGUCUCGAAUUUGCCUCACAACUUCAGUCGUCUGCAGUUCAAAUUUGCUGCUUUUUCUUGGAAUUUCAGAUAUUUUAUAAGAAACGCUGGAAGUUCUCCGACCUCA